Molecule: messenger RNA, 3685 nt
Organism: Spirometra erinaceieuropaei
Lineage: Eukaryota; Metazoa; Platyhelminthes; Cestoda; Diphyllobothriidea; Diphyllobothriidae
Source: the annotation of a GenBank genome assembly
AUGCAAGAGGGAAUGAUAUCUGCCAGUUCGAUUUCUUAUCAUGAUGCAUUUGGAAAACUUCAUUUGGACGCACAAGCAGAUAAUAUUAAUAAUAUAAGCUUUCCGCCGCGUGGUACAAUCCCCAAGAAUAACUUACCCGAUGAAAAGGAGGACAGCAGACCAAAAGUACUCGUACUCCUCUAGCUAUACUUCUCUUCUAGCGAGAAUUUUGGAUAGUUCGGUCAUCAGAUGGCAACUUUGAAGAGUUGUACGUUCGGGACUGUGAUGUGGUGUGUUGCCGAUUAUCGGGCGAUGUGGGGCAUUUUCCCCUUUUCACUCUUACGAUGGAAAGCCCCAUUAUCACGGCCUGCUGGGCCACUUUCAUGCUGCCCAAAAAAUACGAGGAUGAAUUCGAGGUGACACACUUAGUUUGUUUCACCAUAAUCGACUUUUGUUUGCGUCUGGCUUGUCCACGCCCACUUACGCAUUUUCCUUGCUACACUAUUUCUUGUUAGUUCGAUCCUUCCACCGAUACUGAAAGAACACUUCAGCGGGGUGUUUGUGUCUUUGAGUCGCAGAGAUGCACGUUCGUUGAAGAAUCUGGAACGCCCUUUCUUGCUCGACUUCCUUUCCACGUUGAGGCUGUAUGGCCUCUAAAGUCGGGCGUCCUUUUGGAACGUAGGCUUACUGCAACAGAAAAAGUUUGUCCAACUUCUCAGGCGUCAGUAAAGCCGGAGUCUUCAUUUCAAUUUUGGAGCCCAUGCAGAAGCCCCUGUGUCAAUCCGGUUUCGAAAGAAUCGUCUUUGGAUUUGCCGUCUACUUUUACAGUAUUUCUCAUGACACACCCGCUUGAUGAGAUGACUCCUGUCCUCCUCAAAGUGCCUGGUGAGUCUUUUGUCGAUGCAAAGUUGAUAUAUCGCGUACUAGGACAUAGCCAAUGCUAACCUUUUAUUUGUCUUCCCGCGUAGGGUCUUCGGACUGCCAGCCAAAGCUAGGGUUUGCCAAUGAUGUGAGUCAGCGGAUUGUGGGCACUAUUGACGCGCUGUCGCUUGUCAUCACCUUCAACUCGAUAAACCAGAAAUACUCAAUCUGGCAGAUAGAAAAAGCAGUAAAGGAGGCAAGUUCGGCGCUAAUAAUCUGGCAAUUGAAACUUGUUUUUACUUUUUAAGUGCUACUACUUGACUUGCGCCGAUGUGGCCGAUUAGAUCCAUUAGUUUACACUUACCGCUACUUUUCAGCUUUCGAAGUUUUUUCCAACAUACUCCCGAGGACUCAUUGUUAAAGGUUUAUGUUAUCAAAUACAAUACGUAAUCGGUAAAACAGAAGAAAAGACAACAGCGAAAUCAAGUAUAAAUAUCAAUCAGCUACAAAUGAAUCGUACUAUGCCUUGCACCUGUAUUGUCCCAUAAAGCGAAACAUUUUAAUCUUUGUUUCUGCCACUUUGCCGUUUUUCCAAUUUUUUCGAUAAUUCAGCAAGGUCUAUUCUGCAAUUUAUAAGAAUAAUAUUCACCGUAUGUGUACUUGUUUGUACUUUACUGGGCAUCGCUCUGAUCACAUCUUCUUUAGCCAAUCUCGUUAGUUUGAGGAUUGUACCUGUUUGUGCCGGACGAACGAUAAUAGCUUGUCUAGAUAUCACGAACCAUUCUUUCCCAUUGACGAAGACUAAUAAAGUUCAGAAACCGUUUGACAGCCCGCGUCGAGUUAGACGCUCGCGUCCGAUAAAGGUCAACAACACUGGACUUCUGCGGCGAUAGGCGCGAAAUCUGCUAAUGCUACCUCACUCAUCUUCCUCGAAUGGCACUAGAUAUUCUCUUGAUGUUGUUUGCGCUAAUGUAAACUGUCUCACUGGAGACGAAGUCAGUACAUCCCACUUAAAAGAUGGCUCUCAGCCAACAGCGGCCAAACGCCUCCAGUAAUUGCCAGCCUUCCACGUGCAUACCUCGGAAUUCGCAAUCUGACGAUGGAUGGCAGGUACACAGAGACCCUUGUGGGAAUGAGCUAUACGUCGGACUCACAUACACUUUCUAACGAUUAUUGCGCAGAUAAGAGAUGUAUUUUAGGCGCUUGCGGACGUGGAAAUGGUCUAAUUCGUAGGCUUGGCCAAUUCAACCAUCAUCCAUAAAUCUGUUUUAGUGAGUCUAGCCACGAAACUUCGAGUUAAAAUGAAUAUAGUUUCUCUGGCUGACUGUACGACGGUCUUUAAAAUACUGGGUCAGCUGGUGUUUUUGGUGAUACUGUUGGCGAGGACUAGCCGCUUCUGGUCAGCAAAGCCCAGAGCGACCAAGAAUGUGGUCGUUCGAAGAGUUGACUGGCUCCAACCAACCCUUCUAGUCGUCAAUAGCAGUCACCAGUCGUCAACGAGGGAUUUAUUCAAUAAGUUCUCGCAGCUACGAGUCGAGGCUUUUUUCACCGCGCUCUCUCCAACUGAUGCUGCCACGCAGAUAAAAACGACCGAGAAUCUAGUAAAGCGCUCGUCCACUCUUACGGAAGCCAGCCGUGAUUUAGAAUUCAGUUGAAGUUCACUCUGGGAUCUUGAUUUCUCAAAGGCUUAAGUCGGGGAUUCAGACCCUAUACAUGCAGCGAACAUCCACGGGGCACCGAUAAAGAUUGCACACCGUCGAACUUCGGAUCCCAAAGUUGGGAAGCUUUUGCAUACUACCAAUCCGUUACCUAGGGUUCGUUUUUUGAUUGAAUAAUUUGUCGUGCCUACCACCGCCCCCUGCUGCUGGGCUGCGUAGCACGUCGGUUCUCGCAGAAGUCGUGAUCUGGAAGUCGGAUACUUUCAUGAGGUUUCUUGCGAUUUUUGUGCACAGGCGCAUUCCCAACAACCGCCCAGAUUGGUUGCCUCAGAUUGUCUCUGUUGGCGCCUUGGUCCAGGAACCUAACCACAGGGCGAUGAUUGCAAGUGAAAUUAUUUUAAUGGCUGACGGUGCUACGCCACGGUGUCGCUUUCAGGCUUUUUGACAUUUCAUAAGACAACAGGCACGUCAUAAAGUCCUCCCUGUCCGGGUAGCACUGUCGCUGUUCGUCUGCGGCUACUUAUUCAUCAGACUCCAGGGCAUGCGUACAUUGCUACUGACCGCCGUCAAGGGCUGUUCCGCUGUCUACCAAUUGUGGACAGCUGGGUCUCAUGACCUUCACUGUUUGAAAUAAAGCCAAUGCGCUAAAAGAACUGACCGGCAUAUCCGUCUACUCAGCAAACACCAUCUGAUGAACUUUAUGUCCGUAAAUCCUCUCAUACAGUCCUUUCCAUGCUGAGGGACUUGCUAACUUCUUGGGUUUUGUUUCCUAAAACUAGGACUACGCUCAUCUGUAUUCGCUCGGAGAGGACGGACGUAUAACGGUCGCACCCAGGGCUCUGACAGACGAUCCUGGCAUAGGGAUUCCUGCUUGCAAUACCGGAGCCAUCCUAACUCCCUCCACUGUCCCCUUGAAGUCUGGCCAACCUCCGUUCUGCACCCCAGUUGGCAAUGCUGUUGCAGGCGAAACAUUUUCAGCCACUCCCUCCGGCUGUCGACCGUUAUUCGCCUCACCAGCACCCUACCUCAGUCCAUUCCGAGCCUCAUUGCAGCGUCUAAAGGCAGCCGCUGAGCCGUUUGGGAGAGCGGAAAGAAGUUUUGAACCCACACAGACUUCAUUUACGAAAUUCAUGCAUGAAACUGCGGCUAAUUCGUCCAAUUUUGUGAGUCCCAUUCUCUGGAGCUGA